Messenger RNA from Neltuma alba, 623 nucleotides. RefSeq lists its product as uncharacterized. The record is from RefSeq and is a predicted model, not a curated record. The transcript has a single exon. Lineage: Eukaryota; Viridiplantae; Streptophyta; Magnoliopsida; Fabales; Fabaceae. Bases 147 to 623 code for a protein of 158 amino acids.
AUUAUAUAUCCCUCUUGCUUUCCCUUCAAAGCUCAACCUUCCUCUGUUUCCCCUGCUUUCUCUGUUUCUCUCACUCGCACUCAAUAAACACAUCUUAUGCCAGCCUAUUUUUCUGCAAUUAACUCUGUCUAUCGAACUACUCAAAGAUGGGUAAUUGUUUUGGCCGUUACGAAUACUAUUCAGGACUUGCCAUAGUAGGUGCCAUGGCAAAGCAGAGUAAAGUCGUGAGGGUAGCAAAGUUGGAUGGGAAGAUAUUAGAGUUUAGCUCACCAGUUCUUGUGAAGGAUGUGUUGAAAAAUUUUCCAGGGUUACAUCUUGGGGCAUCUAAUAAAGCCUCGGAGUCAGAGCAUCUUUCCCCAGACUAUGAACUCAGAGCUGGAAGAUUGUAUUACUUGCUUAACCCUCAGUGUGAUCCCCCUUCAAAUGUUUCUUCCACCGGAAACAGAGAGCUGACCAAUGGCAGUAAGAGGGUCAAAGUUGUUAUAACAAGGAAACAGCUAGAAAUGCUAGUGUCCAAGCAGAUCUCUUUAGAGGAUGUACUGUCCCAAGCCCAUGAUAGGACUUCUGAUCUCCCAAGCAGUUGGAAGCCCAAAUUGGACUCCAUUCCUGAAGGGUUCGAGUAG